This is a messenger RNA of Penicillium manginii, 3744 nucleotides long. Its product is annotated as ubiquitin-protein ligase RKR1. Gene Ontology annotation, molecular function: ubiquitin protein ligase activity; ribosomal large subunit binding. Bases 1 to 3744 code for a protein of 1247 amino acids. Gene Ontology annotation, biological process: rescue of stalled cytosolic ribosome; ribosome-associated ubiquitin-dependent protein catabolic process. Gene Ontology annotation, cellular component: RQC complex; cytosol. The record is from RefSeq and is a predicted model, not a curated record. NCBI's taxonomy places the organism in Eukaryota, Fungi, Ascomycota, Eurotiomycetes, Eurotiales, Aspergillaceae. The transcript has 7 exons.
AUGAGCAAAAAGUUCAAGUCGCAGGCCUCCAGCAGUCGUGCUGCUGCCGGCGCCUUCGGUUCCUUUGGAGGUUUCUCAGGCAAUUUUGGGAGCGAUGGACGGGAGCCAUCAGCUCUUACAUACAUCGCCGAACCGCCAGAUCUGUCUCGUAUCUCCGAGCAGACACUAGUCAUUUCUUUCAAGAAUUUGUUGAAGAAAGAUGAUAUUACACGAACCAAGGCUUUAGAAGAGCUCAAAGAACACGUCUUAUCUGUGGAUUCUAAGAAGGGAACUCUUCAUGACGGAUUUUUAGAAGCAUGGGGCUCUAUCUCUGGCCUUGUCGGAAAGAGAAUUGCACCUCAUUUGCCCAAGGUUAUUGGUGCUUGGCUAGCUGGUCUUUACGAUAAUGACAAGCCAGUUCACCGCGCCGCACUGGAAUCGUUUAUCAGUGUCUUCUCGACCCAAGAUAAACGAAACAAUGUUUGGAAGAUCUAUCAAAAUUCCAUUCUGGAUUUUGUAGAUGACGUUCUCCUCCAUCAAUCACCCCUAACCUUGAGCGAUGAGAGGACUGUCAAGCGGGAUGAUGCUGAAGCGAAAUACGCUCGGGUAUCAAAACGUCUUUUUAUCCUGGAGCCUUCGGUCAUCUCGCGAGCUACAGAGUCGUCGCGGCUUAAGGAGGUUUUUGAAAAGGCCAAUAUUUCCCUUCUCGACAACUGCCUACAGGUUCUACGCUCUCGAAAUGGAAAACCUUAUGGCGCCGCCGGAGUUGUAGAAGAGUGUGUUCGCAGAGUGCCUUCUAUCGCAAAACAGUCUAAGGAACUUCUAAGUUUCCUCAAGACGGAUGCGCCCGAGCUUCUGUUCUCGCCGUCUGGUGAUCGUCUGAUUACUAUAAUUCUGGCAUGUCGGCAAUGGGAAGGAUUCUCUUCUUGUUUUGAAGUUGUCGUCGAGCGAGCCUUGGAAUUGGACCCCAAACAAUCGAAUGCCCAUGUCCUUCAAAGCCUUCUAUCGACCAUCGAUUUCAACGAAGUCGAAUACCAAGCUAAGCUUUCUUCACUCGUGAUGCGAGCUCUAGAUAAAGCCUGCAGAGGCAGUGCCACACACUGGCCUAUUGUUACUGCAGUUCUCCGGAAUCAAACUUCUUGGAAAGCAUUGAUGGAUCAAGUCUUCCUGUCAAUUAUUGAGUCGUUGUCUACGGAGGAUAGGGUCUUCGAAGCCCUUCACGGGCUUUCUCAACUUGGGAGUACUGUUCCGGCUGCCGUGCGUGAAUUCCAGGGCGGAUCUAAUGGCUCCAAGCUAACAGGGAAACUGCUUUAUCUCACCGAGUCCCCUUCUGAGGAGGUGGCUGCCCUGGCUGAGUCUUUGAUGAAGAAUUUCAAGGAAACCGUUGUUGGUGAUACGAGCACCAAGUCCAAGAUUGAGAUUCUCCAAAAUGGCUUCUCUCGCGCAAGCGAAGAAUCUUUAACGAUUGAUUCUCUCGUUGCUAUCGCUGAAGAGCUGCUUCCUGGCCUUGGGACUAAUGCAGAAGCCACAGACAGUCUCAAAAACGUUUUGCCCUCUGCGUCUACCUGGGAAACAGCUAUGGCUCCAUUCCUUCACCUACCUCCACGUCUCUCCACCGCAAUCACUAGUCCACUGGCUGGCGCUGUUCAUUUAAUCCAGCACGAUCUGUCCGAUUCUUUCAAGGACUUAAGACUCAAUAUUGCGCGAGACUCGGCUCAUAACUCCGCCGCGUUCCGACUUGCCAGCUUCACUAUCAGAAUUUUGUCUUCAACACACCUGAAUGAACACAUGGACAAAGAAGAUCUUGAAACCCUCUUCUAUUUUAUCCCAUUGGCCGUGCAGCUGAUUGAUGACGAUCUGAGUAUCGAGAACUCAAAUGGAAUCUUGGGUCUAGAUCUGGCAGAUCAGCGCGAUGAAUAUGUUGAGCUUGUUUUCAAGGGGCGCAGGGUAAUCAGUGAUUGGGUUCACACAAAGGAGAAUACUAGCUAUGCGCCUCAAAUAAAAGUUGCCUCGUCUCUGCUCUCCUUUUGGGAAAGCAAACUAGAGGGACUGAGUGGAACCUCUCCUCUUGAUUAUCGGAUUGGCGAGGCGUUUGUCAAGAUCAUGGGCUCCGUCGAGACACUGGCGGCAUCCAAGUCAGCCGAUGAUGUUGCGACAAUUUGCAGAAGUGCUCGUACCGCCAAUGCCAUUCGGUCGGCUGCCUGGUUUGUUGUGCUGCGAAGUUCUAUCUUGUCGAAUCCGAUCGGAAAUCGAAUUUGCAAUGAGCUGGUCGCUGAUUCAUCUGGGCUGAAGCCGCAAAGUUCCUCUCCGGAUGGACUCCGCAAACUGGCACUGCUCAAUAUCCUCUUAUCUGGGGAGGAGAACGUUGUUUCAACAAUCCCCACGCAACGACUGGUCUUUCUCACAAAGCCGCUCAUCGAAUGUCUUCAAUCCGGGCUGCAGCCUCUUGGUCUGAGCGCUGAGAUUAUCAAAACAUUAUCAUUUGUGCUUCCAGCUCUUUCUGAGAUAUACGGGUCGCACUGGGAAGACAGUAUGGCUGUUCUGAGCACAGUGCUCAAAGACAUCAGUGGGGGCGAAGAAGGUCUUCCACUGCUAGUAUCCUCUUUCAGACUGUUCUCUAGUCUAAAGUCUAUGACGGAGGGUGAAAGCAACGAUGAUCUUCAAGAUGUCUGGCUUGAACGACGGGUUGGACUUUUCAACGAGUUGGCCGCUUCUGUCGGGAAGUUCGGUAAGCAUACCUACCUUGAUUUUGGCUACUUCUUCUCAAUAUGCGCACGAGGCUUACCUUUAGCAGAUGGUUCAACUACCUAUCAUCAACCACGGGAUGUCGCUGUCGAUCUUCUACGACGCUUGAUCAUUUUCAUUCCUAUUGAAAAGUUGGAUGAUGUUAGCGAAGUCUUUUCUCUUCUGACCGCUCAUAGUCGUGCUGUACAGCGCACCGCUUAUACCCUCCUCCACCGUUAUAUUCCACAUGCUCAAGAGCAAGUAUCCUUCGACGUGGCUUUGUCUAAGUCCGCAGUCAGCCUGCCCGAUGAGCUUGUAUCUCUUCUACUUGAAACACCCACCAUGCAAAUGGUGACCAUGAACUACGGUGAUGACAAGAUGUGGACUAGUUUAAGGGCAUAUCUCCUAAGCUGGAAGGUGAUCUUCGAUCAUUUCUCCAAUGCUUCACUCCCCGUCCAAGAAUACUACGCCGCGAACAUCAAGGAGAACAACGUGUUAAUUCCUUUGUUGGAGUUUAUGUUCGAUUUUCUUCAAAAGGCGCAUGGCAAAAUCAUCGACCCGACCAGGUUCGAUAUCCAAUCGUUCCAACCCGAUGAAUCUGAGAAUGCGGAGAAGGAAACACAGUGGCUCCUGGUGCACCUCUACUACCUUUCUCUCAGACAUCUAGCCAACAUGACUAAGAACUGGUGGAUUGACACCAAGAAACGCGUCAAGGGUCCAGUAGAAGGAUGGACUGAAAAAUACAUCUCGCCUGUCGUAGCUGGAGACUCCAUGAAGGGCGUCGAAGACUGGGCUGCCACUCAAGAUCCGAAUGAGGAGCGUGCUUUGACUGUUAAGAUAUCUCCAAGGACAGCGGAGAUCAUUGCCAGCAUCCCAGUAGAUGAGGAGUCUCCCCCCCGUCUCCAUCUCGAUCUCCCUUCCUCCCGCAUAUCCAUUGCAUCCAGCAAUCGUUGUCGGGCGCAGCCGAGUCCUUGUCGACGAGAAGAAAUGGAAGAGCUGGCUGCUCACCAUCCAGGGAGUGAUUAUGUUUGCCAAUGGUAA